Messenger RNA from Argiope bruennichi, 4021 nucleotides. Its product is annotated as squamous cell carcinoma antigen recognized by T-cells 3-like. Gene Ontology annotation, molecular function: protein binding; RNA binding. Lineage: Eukaryota; Metazoa; Arthropoda; Arachnida; Araneae; Araneidae. Gene Ontology annotation, biological process: RNA processing. The coding region runs from base 227 to 2974 and encodes 915 amino acids. The transcript has 24 exons. The record is from RefSeq and is a predicted model, not a curated record.
AGAAGAAUUAUGUUUUUUCUUUUCUUUUUUUGACGAAGAAAAAUUGGAAUGGGAUAAAAAAGGACUGUGAUUUGUUGUUUCAUUGUAUAUAUUUGAUGCAGAUAUUUCUAUGGUUACAUCUUAACUGUACCCGUACUGUUUCACAUAGACAUCAUUUUUCAAUCGUACCGAUUGAUGCUUUGAAUUUGUUUUCGAAAAUUCUUCAUUUUCAUUAUUUUGUCUUACAAUGUCUGAAAUGGAUGUGGAUGAAGAGAUAGAAACGAAAGAAGAGGAUAACUUUUCCAAUUCUGCUGAAGGCUCAUCUGAUGAUGAAGAUGUGGAUGAAGAGAACAUCAGACAGAAACAGAAAGAAAUCGAGGCUAACCCUUAUACAUAUGACCUUCAUGUUCAGCUAAUUUCAUUAUGCAGAAAGGCAGGAGAUUUAGACAAACUUCGUGCUGCUAGAGAGAAGAUGAGUGAACUAUUUCCAUUAACUCCAGAAUUAUGGCUUGAUUGGAUAACAGAUGAAAGAAAACUUGCUACAACCAAAGAACAAGAACGGAAAAUGAUUUAUUUAUUUAAAAGAGCCUUGAGAGAUUAUUAUUCUGUUUCCAUUUGGUUAGAAUUUGUACAGUUUUCCAUUGGUACAAUUGGUGAAAGUUGGGAUAAUGAUGGUUUGAAUAAUGUCAGGGAAACUUUUGAAAAAGCAGCUACAGCUGUGGGCAUCCAUGUUGCUCAAGGAUGCUUAAUAUGGGAAGCUUAUAGAGAGUUUGAAAGUGCUUAUCUGAUGUAUAUAAAGGGAAAAGGGGCAUCAGUUGAAGAAAUUAAAGACCAAGAAAAGAGGAUUUUCAAUCUUUUUAAACGUCAGCUUUCUAUUCCUUUGUUAGAUAUGGAAAGAACAUUUACAGAAUUUACUGAAUUUCCAUUUGAACAUUUUAAACCUGAUGACUUAUAUAAGGACCAUGCAUUUAACAAAGCUUUAAAUAAAUUGAAACAGCUUCUGCCUUAUGAAGAUGCUUUGUAUAAAAGUGAACCUCCUCAUUAUGAAGAAUACAAAAAAUAUAUUCAGUUUGAAAAAGAUGCGGGUGAACCAAAUCGUGUACAAGGUCUUUAUGAACGAGCUUUGAUUGAAAAUUGUUUAAAAGAAGAAUUAUGGUUGGAUUAUACAAAAUAUAUGAACCAAGUGAUUAAAAUUAAAGAGAUGGCCCUUCCUGUCCAUGAAAGAUCUGUUAGAAAUUUGCCAUGGUGUGUGCAGUUGUGGAUUUCGUAUGUCAGGUCUCUGGAACGCUAUGAAGAACCACAUGAAGAGGUUAUAAGAGUAUUUGAAACAGCUCUUGGUAUGGGUUUUCCAAAGGCUGAAGACUUUAAAGAAUUCUGGCUAGCCUAUUUGAGUUAUUUAAGGAGAAAGCUUGAUGAAGACCUAGCUGAAUCCUUAGAAAAUUUAAGUGACUGUAAAGAAAUAUCAGAUGUAUAUAAUAGAGCUUCAACACAAAUGCAAGAAUAUUGCUUUGGAAGUGAAUCUGAAUAUGCCAUCAUGAAAUUUUGGAUUUCUUUUACUGCAAGAUAUAAAAAGGAUAUUGUUGGUGCUCGACAGCUUUGGAGGGAAUUGAUUGAUCAUGGCCAUAAAGAAGAAGCACGUGUAUGGCUGGAUUAUGCUAAUUUUGAAAGGCUGCAUGGGGAUGCUACACAUUAUCGAAAGUUACUAUCUCAAGCUAUUUCUUGUGUCAGUGACUGGCAAGAAACUUUUGUCGAUCUUUUGCUUGCAUUUGAACAAGAAGAAGGUUCUUUAGAGUCUUUAGAGAAGGCUAUUUCAAAAUGUGAAACUCAAAUGCAACAUAUAAUUGAGAAACGUAUGAAGAAAUUAGAAGAAGCUGCGAGUUAUGAAAAAGGGAAAAAACAAGAUAAAAGGAAGAAUAUUCCUAAAUAUCAAGCUAAGGGUUCAAAGAGUGAACAAAGUUCUAAAACAGAAGAGUCUGAAACACAUGUUCAGAUGGAUGCAGAAGGUUUCAAAAUACCCCCUGUGCCAAAUAAGUUGCAUCUAAUAUCAAAUAGUAGGCAUGAUUCUCUUAUUGAACCAGAAUCAGAAAAAAGAAAAAGACCUUUGUCCUCAGAAGUUAGUGAGGAAGCACAAGAAUCGAAAAAAAGAAAAGCUGAAAAAUUAGAUUCUCAUGGAAUGUCUGUAAGGCAUGAUUCUUCAAAAGAUGACAGAACUGUGUUUAUUAGUAAUUUGUCAUUUCAAACAGAAGAAGAUAAAAUCCAGGAAUUCUUCUCACAGAUAGGAGAGCUUGAAGAAGUCAGGCUUGUUAAAGAUUAUAAAGGACGAUCAAAAGGAUUUUGCUAUGUAGUUUAUAAAUCACAGGAACAUGUAAAAUUAGCUCUUGCGAAAGACCGAGAAAUGUUGGAUGGCAGACCAGUUUUAAUUUCACCGUGUGAAGACAGGAAAAACAAUCCUAUUCCUCAGUCUAAAUUUAAGUUUGGAACAGGGUUGGAAAGGAAUAAACUGUUUAUUAAAGGCUUACCUUUUUCUACAACCAAAGAAGAUUUGGAAAAUAUGUAUAAAGAGUAUGGGUCUCUAAAAGAAGUGCGAAUAGUAACAUAUCGAAAUGGCCAUUCUAAGGGCUUAGCAUAUGUUGAAUUUGAAGAUGAGACUGCUGCUGCUAAUGCAGUUGUGAAGACAGAUGGCACUCAAAUUGAGGAUAAAAUAAUCUCAGUUGCAAUCAGCAACCCACCUCCAAGAAAGCCCAAAAAAGAAUUUUCUAGUGUGACUAUUGCUGAUUCUCUGGGAGGAGGAGGAGGUUCUUCCAAAGGACCACGUGGACGCGGUCGAACCCAACUAUCUUUGCUUCCUCGUUCUGUUGCACGGUCUCCUGCAGUUAAGACAUCUGGUGCUUCCAAUGGGACUGUCCAGAAUGGUCAAUCUUCUGAGUCAAUGGACACUUCAGAAGACAAAAAGCCACUCAGUAAUAGUGAUUUUGCAAAGAUGUUAAGGAAAUAACAGAAAAUUUUUAUUUUUUGUUUGCAUAUUCAUUGCACAUAAACAAUGCAGCAUUUUAUUUUGAAGAAGUGACAUUUUUCUUCAUUUUUUUUAGAUGCCAUUGAUCAUUCAAGAUAUUAUUUUGAAAGAAGUUAAGUUAGCUUCAUUCAUUGAUUUUGUUAAUAACAAUUUUUUCAAUUUACUUACUCUUUUUCAAUUUGUUGAACAUAUAAAAAAAUGACUGAAAAUUAAAUAGAUGAUUAAAAAUCUAUUUUUAUCCAUUAUUAUAUCACUAAUUGAAUCAGUUUGAUACUGCAUGUUAUUCAUAAAUAUCCCAUUUUAUUUUGAAGUACUUAAAACUGCUUUUUAAAAAUGUUGGAUCAAACCCUAUGAACUGAGUAAUAAAUAGCUAAAUUUCCCCCACUUCUUAAAAUAUUUCUGAAGUAUUUCAGAUAUCAAGCAACUUAAAUUUAACUAUUAGAGAAAUAUCUGUGAUAUAUAGUUACCAUGCAUUCUUAGGGCUUUGUUAUUUUAUACUAUCUUUUCUGAUUUGAUUUUAAAUCUUAUUUGGAUUACAACUGAGUUCUAAGAACUUUUAACUAAAAAUAAGCCCUUUUUUUAAAUGAAAAAAAAUACAAAGUCACUAAUAAUAUUGCUGGUAUAUAAUAGUAAUGUAAUAGAAAAAAAAUGGUCUUGCUUUCUUUAAUUGAAAUAAAUAUUCUUUGUGAAUAAUUUCUUAUUUAUAAUAUUACAUAAAGAACAUAUUUGUAUAUAAUUUUGUGUUUUAACAUCACAUUUCUCAUAUUUGUUGUGUUAAUAAGUUUGAUUCAUCAACACAUAUUGAUAAAUUUUUAAAAGGCAUUGUUACAUAUUUCGUGCAUUUGGCUAAGUUAAUAUAUUCAUUCGUUGGAUACAUAUAUCACAAGUGUGGUUAUGCUUCGUUUGUGGACAAUGCAUAACAGCCAUUCCUACUAUGUAUAUGUGAUUUAAAAGCAUUUUUCUUGUUAUAUGGCGUGGAAGGUUUGUGAGCAUAUAUACAUAUAUAUUAAAAGUAAAGUUUCAACUGUU